Molecule: messenger RNA, 252 nt
Organism: Talaromyces amestolkiae
Lineage: Eukaryota; Fungi; Ascomycota; Eurotiomycetes; Eurotiales; Trichocomaceae
Exons: 1
Coding region: 1-252 (83 amino acids)
Biological process (GO): transmembrane transport
Molecular function (GO): transmembrane transporter activity
Source: RefSeq, a predicted model, not a curated record
AUGUCCGAAAAAGUUGCAUCAGACACCGAACUGGGCGAUGUUACAGCACCGACUCCCACCAGGUCAAUUCAGGGUCUGCGAUGGUUUCUCGUGGUGCUGGCUAUUCUGUCUUCAACCUUCUUCUACGGCCUGGACAACACAGUUGUGGCAGAUAUCCAGCCGACUGUGGUUCAGAGAUUCGACGCCAUCGACAGACUUCCUUGGAUCUCUGUCACAUUUCUGAUCGGAGCAGCAACCACAAACUUCUUCUGA